AUGCUGGCACGACAUCCCCGGAUUGGAGUCCACCGUUUUCUCUCCUCCACCAUUUCCUCUUCAUCGCCCAAGUGCAUCAUACCCUCAACGGCUUUUCACCGCGGAAGCUUUAACACGACCCCCGCGCUCAAGAUGUCUACCCAACCUGCCCACCCUGCCCUCCUCAUUCCUGGGCCCAUCGAAUUCGACGAUGCUGUGCUCCAGUCCAUGAGCCACUUCAGCGAGAGCCAUGUCGGCCCGGGUUUUGUCGCCGUCUUUGGCGAGACCCUGUCGCUGCUCCGCCAGCUCUUCCAGACCACCGAUUCCGCGGCCCAGCCUUUCGUCAUCUCCGGCUCGGGUACUCUGGGUUGGGACCUCGUCGCCGCCAACCUCGUCGAGGCGGGCGAGGAUGUUCUCGUCCUCCAGUCUGGCUACUUCAGCGACGGCUUCGCCGACUGCCUCACCACCUACGGCGCCAACGUGACCAAGGUCACCUCCGCUCCCGGCUCGCGACCCCAGCUCGACGAAAUCGAAAAGGCCCUCUCGGCUAAGCAGUACAAGCUCUUGACCGUCACGCACGUCGAUACUUCGACCGGUGUCUUGAGCGAGCUCAAGAAGCUCUCCGAGCUCGUGCACAAGGUCUCUCCCGAGACCCUCAUCAUCGUCGACGGCGUGUGCAGCGUCGCUUGCGAGGAGAUUGCCUUUGACGAGUGGAAGCUGGAUGGUGUCGUCACUGCCAGCCAGAAGGCCAUCGGCUGCCCCGCUGGUCUGAGCAUCUCCAUGUUCAGCGGCAAGGCCAUGGAGAGGUUCCAGAACAGGAAGACCCCUCCCGCCUCUUACUUUGCUUCUAUGAAGAACUGGACUCCUAAAGCCUUCCUACUUCGCCACGCCCUCCCCCAGCUCGUCCGCGCUCUCCACACCGCGCUCAACCAGAUUCUCACGAAGCCCAUUGCCGACCGAUUCGCGGCUCACCGCCAGGCUUCGGAUAAGAUCAAGCAGGCCGUCACUGCCCUUGGCUUGCAGCAAGUUGCCGGAAACCCCGACGAUCAGGCUCAUGGUAUGACCGCCAUGUACCUUCCCGACUCCGUCAAGUCCACCGAUCUUCUCCCCAUCCUUGGCAAGAAGGGCGUUGUGUUCGCUGGCGGCAUCCACAAGGAGAUUGCCACCAAGUACAUUCGAUUCGGCCACAUGGCUGGACCCUCCAGGACGGACAUCGAGAAGGCCCUCACUGCGCUCAAGGAGGGCCUUGCGGAGCUGGGCUACAGCAAGCCUUGA
Molecule: messenger RNA, 1254 nt
Organism: Parascedosporium putredinis
Lineage: Eukaryota; Fungi; Ascomycota; Sordariomycetes; Microascales; Microascaceae
Source: the annotation of a GenBank genome assembly